Messenger RNA from Fusarium musae, 1179 nucleotides. RefSeq lists its product as uncharacterized. The record is from RefSeq and is a predicted model, not a curated record. Gene Ontology annotation, molecular function: heme binding; iron ion binding; monooxygenase activity. Bases 1 to 1179 code for a protein of 392 amino acids. NCBI's taxonomy places the organism in Eukaryota, Fungi, Ascomycota, Sordariomycetes, Hypocreales, Nectriaceae. The transcript has a single exon.
AUGAACCUCUUUUCAACACGGGACACUCUUUACCAUCGAGAGCAGAAGAAAAAGGUCGCGCACGCUUACAGCUUGACCAGUCUUCUCGGAUCCGAAGAGGCAAUGGAUUCCUGCACUGAACUCUUCACUUCACGCCUCGACGAAUGGGCCACGACAGAUAAGCCCAUUGAUCUAGGCACGUGGCUUCAGUAUUACGCUUUCGACGUCGUUGGUGAAGUAACCUUCGCACAGAAGCUAGGGUUUUUGGAGACUGGUGCAGAUGUUGACGGCAUGAUGGAGACCAUUGAGGGUAUCCUCUUCUACGCAGCUUUGUGUGGGCAGGUGCCUGAGAUGCACCCAUUUCUUCUGGGUAACCCAUUGUUUCCGUAUUUGAUUCCAGCCAUGGAGUCAUGGAAUGCCGUGUUGACCUUCACCCUAAAGGCCAUCAAUUCUCGGACAACUAUCCAACGGGACGGUGAACUGGAGCUUAACGAUGACGGAGGCAGGGACUUCCUGUCAAAGUGGGCUGCAGUCAAGAAAAGGGAUCCGCUCAAGAUGAGUACCCGAGACGUUAUUACACAUCUCUCAACCAACGUAUUUGCCGGCUCAGAUACUACCGCCAUCGCUCUCAGAGCAAUUGUUUACUUCCUCAUCAAACAUCCAGAAAAUAUGAGAAUGGUUGUAGAAGAGAUCGACACAGCCAAUAAAAGCGGAAAGCUCAGCGACCCUAUCUCAUACAAGGAAUCCACUGGUCAUCUGCCAUACAUGGGAGCUGUGAUCAAAGAAGCGAUGCGGCUGCAUCCCUCUGUCGGGCUCCUCAUGGAGCGGCAUGUCCCGCCCCAGGGCGCAGAGAUAUGCGGGCAGUUCAUUCCUGGAGGCACAGUCGUCGGCAUCAACCCAUGGGUUCUUCACUCGGACCCCAGAGUGUACAAGGAUCCUGAAUCCUUCAUUCCUGAGCGCUGGUUAACUACAGACGCGGGGUUGCUCUCCAAGAUGGAAAAUAGUUUUUUGACUUUUGGCGCAGGCUCGCGAACUUGUAUUGGAAAGUACAUUAGUCUGAUGGAAAUGCACAAGGUGAUGCCGCAGUUACUUAGGAGGUAUACUAUCAAGUUGGAGGAUCCCAAGGCUGAGUGGCGAACAUCGAACCGUUGGUUCGUACAGCAACAUGGGCUUAUUUGCACCCUGAAGAAAAGAACAUGA